Oncorhynchus nerka (sockeye salmon) is the source of this 1113-nucleotide messenger RNA. Its product is annotated as protein FAM181A-like. Bases 6 to 839 code for a protein of 277 amino acids. The record is from RefSeq and is a predicted model, not a curated record. The transcript has a single exon. NCBI's taxonomy places the organism in Eukaryota, Metazoa, Chordata, Actinopteri, Salmoniformes, Salmonidae.
UUAAAAUGGCAAGUGCAGACAGUGAAGUGAAAACGUUACUGAACUUUGUAAACUUGGCAUCCAGUGACAUCAAAGCAGCUCUAGACAAAUCAGCCCCUUGCAGGCGCUCUGUGGACCACAGGAAAUACCUGCAGAAACAGCUCAAGCGUUUUUCUCAGAAAUACUCUCGGAUGCCCAGAUGCCACACACACAGGUCCGCGGAGUCUGGCAUCGUCAAAGCCCUGGUGGACAAGUCUAGCGCAUAUUCUUUGGAGACAAUUCACCAGAGCAUGACGCCCAUCAAUGAAAAAGGGGGUUCGGGUGCGCAAGACGAGAUGAACGUAAGGAUGGGUCAGAACCCAAUUGCAGACAGUGCUAACAGCAAGCAAGAUCAGGUACCCAUGAGGAAACGUCAACUCCCUGCAUCGUUUUGGGAGGAACCCCGGUUAGCCCAAACCAAUACAGAACCUUCACUGUAUGGAUGGAAAAAGAGCCAAGGUGUGACCCGAAUCAAUAGGGUUGAAAAAAAAAUCAAAAAUCACCAGGAACCAAAACCGACCUUGUUUCAAUCCAAUCGACUUGGCUCUAUCGAAAAAGAACCGCUCAACGUGGACUUGGUCUCUCACAACGUCAGUGUGUGCGGUUGCUGUCCGUUUCAGUACCAUGGACACCACGUCUUCCAGAGUCACAUAGUUGUUCCCCACUCAACUGUGGGACUCUGGGGAAAAGCCUCAGUGGCUGAAAUUGAAACGCCUGAUAUGGCACACGGACAUAAUAACCAAACGCAUGUCGUGGUCAAACCCAUACCGACUAAACCCACGGUCCCCUCAUCGAUUUUCAGCGUGUUUGGCUUCAUUUAAACACAAUUAUGCACGUAUAAAAAAAAAAUUUAAUACGCAAUUCUUCAUUUAAAUAAGCAACAAUGAAGAUGUAAAUAUGAAUUAGUUGACUUUGCAAUGCCAUAUGUUUUUAUUUAAAACUUGGUAUUUCUCUUUUUUUUAAGAGUACUCAGUCAUUGACCAAAUAGGCUAUUUCUGCUCAGAAGACCUGCAACGUUAGCCUACCUACCACUUGGCUUCCAUAUAAUCUAAGAGGAAUUCAUGAUAAAAUCAUAGCACUGUAUAAAACUGAAAA